Messenger RNA from Armigeres subalbatus, 2826 nucleotides. RefSeq names its product apoptosis inhibitor 5 homolog (gene cass). NCBI's taxonomy places the organism in Eukaryota, Metazoa, Arthropoda, Insecta, Diptera, Culicidae. Gene Ontology annotation, biological process: negative regulation of apoptotic process. The coding region runs from base 156 to 1820 and encodes 554 amino acids. The record is from RefSeq and is a predicted model, not a curated record. The transcript is spliced from 9 exons. Gene Ontology annotation, molecular function: RNA binding. Gene Ontology annotation, cellular component: nucleus.
AUCAAAAAUCUUUCAUCAGUGUGAAAAAGUUCUCAGAAACAAACGUGCAUUUGCGAUUUGUUGAUAUUUUUCGGCAAUUUCGCUUACAGAAACAUUCAAACUCGAAGUAAAUUUCCGUUUUUCCAACGCCCGUAGUUACCGCCGAUUGAACCGUGAUGGAUUCCAGUGGUGAUAGCAUAGAAAAGCUGUACAAAAACUAUGAAAUACUAACCGACGCCAAGGAAAAAAUCGGCGAGCAUGAACUUGAGUACCGGGAGAUAUUAGAUGCCGUCAAGGGAUCCGCGAAGGAGAAACGUCUUGCGUCGCAGUUUAUCGGGAAGUUCUUCAAGCAUUUUCCGAACCUGGCCGCGUUGGCCAUCGAUCGUCAGCUGGAUCUGUGUGAGGAUGAAGAUGCGCAGAUUCGGAAACAAGCAAUCAAGGAUCUGCCCCAGCUGUGUAAAGAGACCAAGGAGCAUACGCCAAAAAUGGCCGAUAUUCUUGCUCAGUUGCUAAUCACAGAAGAUGUAACCGAACUGCAACAAGUGCAUCAAUCUCUGUUAACAUUGUCGAAGUUUGACGCCAUUGGGACGUUCACGGGCAUUUUCAGUCAAAUUGUAGCCGGCGAUGAACCUGUGCGCUAUCGAAAUUUUCAAUUUAUUUUGAACAAACUGAUCAAGAUAGGGCCGGAGAUUAUUACUAAGGAGGUGGAAGAUUUCGUCAUUGCUGAGAUCAAAAAAAUUCUUUUGGAUGUAAGUGCUGACGAGUUCCACCUAUGCAUGUCAAUACUUAACCAGACAAAGUUGAGUAAAACUGUUACCGGUCACGCUGAACUAGUAGCAAUUGCCGUUGAGCAAGCCGAUAUGGAAGCCGACCUUGGAGCACUGGCCUCGGACGACGAAACCGUUGAGCGGUUUAUUCAGUGUGCCAGUGAAGCUAUGCCGUAUUUUUCGUCACAGGUUGAAUCAAGCCAGUUUAUCAAGUUUAUGUGUGAAAAGCUGUUGCCUCUCAACGUUUGGAACUUGAUUGGAGCCGGUGAGGAACAACACACCACCCAGCUGAGACUGCUGAAGGUAUUUGCCGAGAUGUGUGCCUUCUGUGGGACGCUAGAGAAACCAACGGAAAAGGUCGAGGCCAUCUACAAUGUGCUGCUGGAAUACAUGCCUCUUCCGCCAGCGGAUGCUGAUAUGAUCGAAACGCCAUCGUUUCAGUUUUCACACACUGAAUGUCUUCUGCACGCCCUACACACUUUGGGAAAGCAAGCCGCUGAAUAUUUAACGUUCCCGGAGGAUGCCGCUAAGCUGAAGGAUUUCCGUUCCAGGCUACAGUAUUUGGCUCGUGGCACACAAGGAUACAUCAAAAAACUACAGGAAGCCGUUAAGGGCAAAACAACGGAAGAAAUGAAGUCGGAAGAGAAUCAAAUCAAGGUCACCGCAUUGAAGACAACUUCCAACAUCAGUACUCUUAUUCGGGACCUUUUCCACACUCCGCCAAGCUUCAAAUCGGUCAUCCAUCUAUCUUGGUUACCACCAAAAUCAAAGGCGGCGGACUCAAAAACCCCAACAAAACGUCACGCCGCGAUCACUUUCGAGGAGAACGGCAAGUCCCAGGACUCGAGGGGGCCGAAACACACCAAGGGUAGCUCUGGCACGCAGAAGGUUUACACACCGCCUUCCGGCAAAUACUCUGGCAAGGUGCAAAAUUACUCAGCCAAAAAUGGUGGUGGUGGAGGCAGCAGCAACGGAGGACGAAGACCCGGCGGCGGAGGCAGCGGUGGUGGUGGUGGAUUCCGCAGAUCGAGUUUCGGCGGACGAUCGGGUGGAGGUGGCCGAAGGAGGUAUUAGAUCCAGCAUCUUCGUAAACGGGUGAGAUUGAUUCGCGGGCUGAAAAAGAGUACGAAUUUUGUAGGUUCCCUCCCUAGUUCUUAAGACUCAUUCAAUUUUUGAUCUUAGAUAUUUUAAGAUCAUCUUUUUCUAUUUGGACAAUGAAUUCUUAAGGUUUUGAACUAUGUAAAUAGACAGCGCUAGUGAAACGAGCUCAACCAGGAACAUUCACCGAAGCGGUGCUGGAUAUAAUUCUGGAGAAACACCAAAGGAAAUUUGCAUCAACCCUUCCGCUGAACAAUCUUCUCUUUCACAGGACCAUCCGGAUUUUUUCGCCUCUGCUACUGGCCAUUUUUCCGUUUUUUAUGGAUUUUAUAAUUUUCAGUUUAAAAUGCAUUCAACUGUUCUACUCUUCUAUAGUUUUGCCUUGUCGUGUUUUGUAGAAUCAACCCCGUAUCAAGAAUUCGUACUCUUUUCCAUCAUGCCCAACUAAGCGUACAAUUGAAGCUUUGAAAGAAACUGGUUUACUUUUCUUCGUGGGGAUUGGCACUCCAAUGCGAAUAAUUUUACAAUAUUUAACUAGCUAAGAGAAAAAGUGAAUGACGAUUUUCACCGUUUGCUACCGUUCUACUAGCAACUAUAAUACAUGUGUGACUAAACCAACCGUUGUAAAGUUGGAUAUACGACUUGGUAUUAUUUGAGUUUUUUUGCUGUUCCAUCGAGCGUGAGUGAUACUGCAGUCAGAGAAGAAUCGAUUUCUCACCUACGUUUCAUUGGAAUCAGUGCAUUCUCAAUUUGAUUCCUAGUCGACACAGCCAGAUAUAAUUCUCUGAACAAACAGUGCACUAUAACAGAGAUGUAGAGUAUAAUUGGGAACACGACGGAAGUCACUUUCGGGUUUGUUGCCCUUAAUUACACAUUGAUGUCAACGCGACAUUUACUCAAAAUUUUCCUUACGGUUCUUAUCAUAGCAUCGCACUUCUAAUAAUAUUCUACAUAUUUAAUAAACAACCUAGUUAUAAAAAUA